Messenger RNA from Stereum hirsutum FP-91666 SS1, 1142 nucleotides. RefSeq lists its product as uncharacterized. The record is from RefSeq and is a predicted model, not a curated record. The transcript is spliced from 14 exons. NCBI's taxonomy places the organism in Eukaryota, Fungi, Basidiomycota, Agaricomycetes, Russulales, Stereaceae. Bases 81 to 1142 code for a protein of 353 amino acids.
CAGUACAUAGGUGGACGCUGAAACCGACGACCGCAGUUGGAAGGACGAUAGCAGGAACUUCGGCUCCCGGUGACUCUGUCAUGUCGGAUGCGGAGAGCGAGGCGCUCUGGAGAAUCGUUCAUGUUGCGCAGAUCUACGUUGCAUCCACGACAUCGAUUUGGAUAUGGGACUGGCUAGUGUGUCUACCAGAGGAGUGGAAGUAUAUAUGGAAGGCGCAGUGGUCAGCUAUAAAGAUGGUGUACUUGAUGGUGCGGUAUUACGCGUUAGCAGUCCUCAUCAUGACCGAUAUUUGGGUCUUGGGUGUAUGGACGGAAGAGUCUUGUUCGAGAUAUCUUCGUAUACUCCCAGCGUUUGCUGUCCUCGUCGAGCUGUCUGUUGAACUAGUGUUGGUUCUACGUGUAUACGCACUUUGGGGUCGUAACAAAUGGUUACUAAUCUUUCUAUCACUGAUGAUGCUCGGUUUCACUGGUGUUAUGGUUUCGUCUGCCGUCCUAUCAUUCGGUUAUACGAAGCUGCCGGCGUGGCCUGGCCCUUGCCUCAUUACCCAGCAGCCGUCCAUCGCGGGACCUAACUUCAUUGUCGCUUUCUUUGCAUCUCCCAUGGUUGUUGACUUCACCUUAACUGCAAUGACUAUCUGGAGAGGGCUUCGGCACAGGGCUUCGGGAUCCACAUCGAGGCCGAUCAACAUCUUCAUUAAGCAUCAUGUUCUCUAUUUCGUGGCCAUUUCGUCGCUCAACUUGAUCAAUGUGGUUUUCUUCCUACAAAAGAACAAGCUCAUACAAUCACUCAACGUCGCCAUCAGCAUACAACUAUCAACAGUUCUGUCCUGUCGUCUUAUUCUCAACCUUCGCGCGAACCGCGACCGAUCCGGCAAAAUCAACAAGUUCAGCGACACCCAUGGCCGGUGGAUGACCGACUUUCAAGCCGACACAUCGGAUGAUUUGGACCCUUCUAUCGUUCUCAGCGCGCGACCUCCGUUGGUCAGAUCGGCGGAGAUCCCGAGGAAGGAGGAUCAGCCUUCGGUCAUCAAUGGUAUUGUCGUUCGGUGGGAGCAAGAAGUGAACUACGCGGAUCAGUGGGGAAACAAGAAGAGGGCAAGUGGCGAUCCUGAACACGGCGAUGAACCUACCGCUGCUCGAUGA